UGGUGAAGAUUCAAACGUCAGAAAUUCACAAUAAAGUUUUUGGUUUGUUUACAAAUUACUAAAUAAUAAGUAUCCCUCAGUUUUGAUCAAAUAUUUUUUAUUGCUUACUCAAAUGAGACUAUUUUGACAUGGACGACGAUGACUACUGGAAUACGAGCGAGACGAAAGCUAAGGCUUUCAGUUUCGACGAUGAUGUCUUGUCGCCACAAGAAAUACUAGCAAUAGGUCAGAAAUCUUACCCUGGGCAGAACAAUGAGAGUGUCAUCAAUACUAGUAUCAGCAAUGCAAAAACACAACUGCUGCCAUUGUCUAGUUUGGUCUCGCCUAAAGUUUUGGACUUGAUUGUUCUUGCACAAUCCGGAAAAGACCCCAACAUUAGAACAGAGACUGAGCAAAAUGUGGCGGUGACAAUAAAAAGACUGGUGCUGGGUCGCAGUGUAUCGCUGCGUUGUCACAGGAGCCUGAAGAGUAAAACAGAAUUGCUUGAUGGUGCGGUGGCUGUAGGCGAUGGCAAUGCUAUAAUAACUGUGGUGCUAUUCUUAAUUCAAACCUUAAACAAAAAGCUCGUAUACGAAUUACUAUCGGCGCGCCCUUUAGCUCUAAACCACUAUAUUAGUUUUCUACAGACAGAAGGAAAAGUGUCUGAGCUUACUGAUCUACUAACGAUGCUCGGGCGGAGUCCAGACGCUGCAAUAUACCAGUUUCAACACAUAAUUAAAACUCAAGGUAACGGAGUGGAUGGGCUACUGAGAAAGUUGAAUAAUUUAUUGUCAAACCAUUUCAAGCAACCCGGCGUUGACGCCCACCAGGCCAAAAUGGUGACCGACUAUGUUAAACUGUUGGAAUGGCAGAAAUGCACCAACAAUCCGGAGUUGAGCAACAAAUCAACACUGCACUGCUUGGCGUAUUGUUGUGCGCAGCACUGGCACGAGGGCGCUGGCAACAUGAUGUCGCCGCUCACGCUUUGCCAACGACAACAGGUACCCCCCGUGCAAUAUGACUGGGUGCUUCUUAAUGUACAUGGCGACUCCAACAAAUGGGAUAUCGUUGAAUCUAUGUUCACAAAGAAAGAUUGGCUCGGCCGUACAACCGUGUCAUCUAACAUACCGAUGGAGACAUUGCUGGCGAGGUUAAGCGAGUUGGCGGCCAGUAAACAAAUGUUGGCCACCUGCCUCAACAAGCUGCCAAGCUCCGACGACAGAUUGAGGCUUGCGCAGAAAUACAAGGUCCAUUCCGUGGUAAUAGAAACUCUGGCGAAGCAAAAGGACAGAACUACCCUCACAAACUACAAAAUGACCUUGAGCCCGCAGUCUGAGGAAUAUAUACUGGCUGAAAACACACUCAGAAACUCCUCUAUAAAAUGGAAGAACUGAUACCUAGUAUGUCUGUGUUCCUGCAUGAUAUUAAUAUUAUAUAAUUUAUCAAUGGGAGGCAUAUGGUAUGAAGGAGCGAUGGAUUUUUGGUGUCCCAAGUUGAUGGAAUGGCGAGAAGACAAAUGUUGUUUUUUAUAAAUUAUUAUAAAAAAAUCAUAUACCCCGAUUAUAUCCCCUGAGAAGGCAUAAAAAGAAGACUAAUCAAGAAGAUUAUCCACGUAUAUUAUUUGGUUGUGCAAUGCUCGGAGAGUAAAUAAAAAUGUGGGAGAAAAUAAUUUUUUAUGGUCCUUACCAGACGAAGAGAAAAAGGUGUUGAAAACCAAAAGAGAAGUCUGACCUUGACGUACUUUAGUUGCUACAUCAUCAGCAUCAUCAUAUCAACCAUUUACGGACCCACUACAGGGUUCGGGUCUCCCCCCACAAUGGGAAGGGGCUAAGGCUUUAAUCCACCACGCUGGCCCAGUGCGGAUGGGUGGACUGGCGUGACACACACCUUUGAGAACAUUAUCGAGAACUCUUAGGCAUGCAGGUUUCCUCACGAUGUUUUCCGUCCCCGUUUAAGCACAUGAUAUUUUCAAUUGCUUAAAACGCAUAUAACUU
Molecule: messenger RNA, 1973 nt
Organism: Pararge aegeria (speckled wood butterfly)
Lineage: Eukaryota; Metazoa; Arthropoda; Insecta; Lepidoptera; Nymphalidae
Gene: Vps16B
Product: spermatogenesis-defective protein 39 homolog
Exons: 11
Coding region: 129-1373 (414 amino acids)
Biological process (GO): vacuolar transport; intracellular protein transport
Cellular component (GO): cytoplasm
Source: RefSeq, a predicted model, not a curated record